This is a messenger RNA of Olea europaea var. sylvestris, 3513 nucleotides long. RefSeq names its product structural maintenance of chromosomes protein 6A-like. Bases 110 to 3373 code for a protein of 1087 amino acids. Gene Ontology annotation, cellular component: nucleus; site of double-strand break; Smc5-Smc6 complex. The transcript has 29 exons. Gene Ontology annotation, biological process: double-strand break repair via homologous recombination; chromosome organization. Gene Ontology annotation, molecular function: protein binding; damaged DNA binding; ATP binding. The record is from RefSeq and is a predicted model, not a curated record. Lineage: Eukaryota; Viridiplantae; Streptophyta; Magnoliopsida; Lamiales; Oleaceae.
AAAAUGCUUGGCCACGGGCAAUAAAAAUGCUAGAUUAAAAGCCAAACUACUCUCACAAGCGGCUCCAUCUUCCCGCCAUUCCGCCCAAAAGCGUACAGUGUGCAAUCCGAUGGCGGAUUCUAGGGCUUGCAGCAACCCGAGGAAUCGCCCAACCCGACUGCAAGCCGGUAUCAUCUCCAGAAUCCGACUAGAAAACUUCAUGUGUCACAGCAACCUCGAAAUUGAGUUUGGCGAUUGGGUCAAUUUUAUCACCGGUCAAAAUGGAAGUGGGAAGAGUGCUAUACUGACGGCAUUAUGCGUGGCGUUUGGGAGCCGAGCUCGUGGCACUCAGAGAGCCAAUUCAAUGAGGGAUUUUAUAAAGACGGGCUGCAGCUCUGCUCUUGUUCAAGUCGAGAUAAAAAAUCAAGGGGAAGAUGCGUUCAAGCCAGAGACAUAUGGAGAUGCCAUGAUUGUAGAACGUAGAAUUUCGGAGUCAACCAGUUCCAUCACAUUAAAAAAUUGGCAAGGAAAGAAGGUAGGCAGUCGCAAAGAGGAUCUUCGUGAGGUUAUAGAACAUUUCAAUAUUGAUGUUGAAAAUCCAUGCGUGAUAAUGAGUCAAGACAAAAGCAGAGAAUUUUUGCAUUCGGGGAAUGCAAAAGAUAAGUUCAAGUUCUUUUUCAAGGCAACGCUUCUGCAACAAGUUGAUGAUCUAUUAAAAGGUAUUCAAAACCAACUGAAUGGUGCAACUGAACUGGUUAAUAAUCUGGAGAAGUCACUGAGACCGAUAUUGAAGGAACUUGAUGAACUGCAAGAAAAGAUCAAAAACAUGGAAUUUGUGGAAGAAAUAUCGCAGCAGGUGCAGUUGUUAAAGAAGAAACUGGCUUGGUCAUGGGUAUAUGAUGCAGACAAGAAACUUGAAGUGCAAAAUAAAUUGAUUGAAAAGCUGAAAGGAAGGAUACCCACUUGUCAAGCACGGAUUGAUCAGCAACAUAGCAAGAUGAAGGAAUUGAGCGAUCAAUUGACAAAGAAGAAAAGUCAAAUAGCAAAUAUGAUGGAAAGGACGUCUGAAGUGAGGAGAAUGAAAGAGGAUUUGCAGCAUAGUCUUUCAAUGGCCACAAAGGAGAGGCUUGAACUGGAAGGUGAACGAGAUCUCAAGACUAGCCAUAUUCAGAAAAUGAUUCAGCAGGUUAAACUGUUAGAGCAACAGAUUCAUGAUAUUCAUGAGCAGCAUAUUCAAAAUACACAGGCUGAAGAAAAUGAGAUGGAGGAAAGGCUUCAGGAACUUCAAGUUGAAGUUGAUGAAGCUAAUGAUAUAUUUCAAAGAUUGAAGGACGAAGAAGAUGCAUUGACAGAAAGUCUAGAAAUGGCAAAAGAUGAAAUUAAAAAAAUUGCAUCUCAGAUUGAGGAAUAUGAAAGAAGGCAUCGUGAAAUUUCUUCUCACAUCCGUGAACUCCAAAUGCACCAAACAAACCAGGUUACAGCUUUUGGAGGUGGUAGAGUGAUCAAUCUUUUACAAGCAAUUGAGCGGCAUCGACAUAGAUUUAAGAGGCCACCGAUUGGUCCUAUAGGUGCCCAUGUGAACUUGGAACAUGGUGACACGUGGUCUAUUGCUAUUGAAAAUGCAGUUGGCCGGUUGCUUAAUGCUUUCAUUGUCACAGAUCAUAAAGAUUCCCUUGUUUUAAGAGCAUGUGCUAGGGAAGCGAACUAUAAUCAUCUUCAGAUCAUCAUAUAUGACUUUUCCAGAUCAAAGCUGAACAUUCCAACUCACAUGCUUCCCCAGACUAGUCAUCCAACUGCAUUCUCCAUUAUCAAAUCUGACAAUCCUACCGUGUUGAAUGUAUUGGUUGAUGUGGGUAAUGCUGAGAGGCAAGUUCUUGUUAGAGAUUAUGAUAUUGGCAAAACGGUUGCUUUUGAUCAAAGGAUAUCAAAUCUGAAGGAGGUUUACACUUCUGAUGGCUACAAGAUGUUUUCCCGUGGUUCAGCCCAGACUAUUCUUCCCCCAAACAAGAAUGCUAGAGGUGGCCGUCUUUCUGGUUCGUAUGAUAAUCAAAUUAAAAAUCUGGAGAAUGAAGCAUCGAAGACAAAAGAGCAUGCUCAACAAGGCCGGGGAAGAAAACGUAACAAGGAGGAAGAACUCAGUAGUCUUCUAGACAAGAUGAAUAAUGCAAAGGUAUCAACAUUUUCUCUCAAGUUCUCUUUUGAGUGCCGAAGCAACUGUCUCCUUACAAAAUGCUUUUGCGGUUAUACUCGUAGAAGAUUAAAAGAUAGAACUGGCAUCUGUAAAGAGAUUUUGAUGUUCCAAUGCCGGAUUCAUUUUUUAUCAAAGCUUGACAAAUGCACAAUUUUAAUAAAUGGGUGGCAAUCUAUGGUGAUGAAUGGUUCGUGGAUUUUACCUUAUUUUAUAUGUAGCAGUUUGUUAGAUACCAAGAGUAAACAGAGAAGAGAAACAGGAAAUAUGAAGGAAAUUAUAUUGAAAUUGAUUGAAUGGAAAAUUACAACUCAAGGAAAACAUAAGAGGCCAUUCGAGAGGAAUAGGAUGAUCCUGACUAAUACCCCCCCCCCCCCCCCCCCCCUACAUGAUGCAGAAGCGGAGAAGAAACAUUUUGAGAAUGUCAUGAGUAAUCGAGUUCUUUCUGACCUCAAUAAUGCAGAGACAGAGUAUCAGGAGCUUGAACAUAACAGUAAGGAGAACCGCCGGAAAGCAUCAAUUAUCUGCCCUGAGAACGAGAUCGAAGCUUUAGGGGGCUGUAGUGAGAGCAAUCCAGAGCAACUCAGUGCUCAACUAAGCAGGAUGAAUCAAAGACUUCAGCGUGAGAGUCAGAGAUUUCCAGAAUCUAUUGAAGAUCUCAGGAUGUUGUACCAAAAAAAGGAGCGUAAAAUCCUAAGGAAACAGCAAAAUUACCAAGCCUUUCGAGAAAAACUAGAAGCAUGCCAAAAAGCAUUAGAGUUGCGAUUGAGCAAAUUCCAGAGGAACGCAACUCUUUUGAAGCGCCAGCUGACAUGGCAAUUUAAUGGCCAUUUGAGAAGGAAAGGGAUAUGUGGUCAAAUCAAAGUUAGUUAUGAGGAGCAAACCCUCUCAAUAGAGGUAAAAAUGCCUCAAGAUGCAUCAAGCAGCUCUGUUCGUGACACUAGAGGCCUUUCAGGUGGUGAGCGUUCCUUCUCAACUUUGUGCUUUGCCCUUGCGCUUCAUGAGAUGACAGAAGCACCAUUCCGAGCAAUGGAUGAGUUUGAUGUAUUUAUGGAUGCAGUUAGCAGAAAAAUCAGUCUAGAUGCUAUUGUGGAUUUUGCAUUGGCUCAAGGAUCCCAGUGGAUAUUUAUUACUCCUCAUGACAUCAGCAUGGUGAAGAACGAUGAAAAGAUAAAGAAGCAGCAGAUGUUAGCACCUCGCGGAUGACUAUUAAUUGGGAGAAGUUUUGUCUUCUUUAUGCAUGAAGUGUAUCUAAGAUUAUUGUUUUUGUCCCUUAGAAAGAGUUCACCUUAUUACACUCAAUUGAGUUUCUUAAGAAAAUACAAAUCAAGCUGUUUGAUUUUGUA